Messenger RNA from Acomys russatus (golden spiny mouse), 2390 nucleotides. It is a transcript of the gene Plekhg6, whose product is annotated as pleckstrin homology and RhoGEF domain containing G6. The transcript has 14 exons. The record is from RefSeq and is a predicted model, not a curated record. Gene Ontology annotation, molecular function: guanyl-nucleotide exchange factor activity; GTPase activator activity. NCBI's taxonomy places the organism in Eukaryota, Metazoa, Chordata, Mammalia, Rodentia, Muridae. The coding region runs from base 54 to 2390 and encodes 778 amino acids.
UUCUCCUAGACAUUGGAGCUAUGAUCCUCUGGGGAUAACCCAGGAGAGAAGCAAUGCAAGCCUGCCGUCCUCCAAAUGAGGGCCCCCUCCAAGGCCUGGUUGCUUCCCGAAUUGAAACUUAUGGGGGCCGCCGUCCGACCUCCACCCAGAGCAGAGCUGAGAAAAUCUAUCCCAGAGGAUUGGACCCUAGUCACCGGCGCCUCCAGCAAUCUGUCCCCUUUGCCAGGGCCUCUGGCCAGGCCCGAGGCCUGUCUCCUCUGAUGCAUCGGGAACCAGAGCCAGAGAAGAGGCAUGGAGGCCAUUUUGGGCUUGGCCCACCUCAUUCCCCCAAACUCAAGGAAAUCACCAGGGCCCAUGAGCUGGAGGUGAGACUGCAUACAUUCAGUAUGUUUGGGAUGCCCCGCCUGCCACCUGAGGACCGGAGACAUUGGGAGAUAGGAGAGGGAGGUGACAGUUCCCUGCCCAUGGAAAAGUCCUGGAAGGAGCUGGUGCUUGGACACAAGGAGAUGAGCCGCGAGCUCUGCCACCAGCAGGAAGCACUGUGGGAGCUCCUGAGCACCGAGCUGACCUACUUGAGAAAGCUCAAGAUCAUGACGGAUCUCCUGGCAGCUGGUCUGCUGAAUUUGCAGCGGGUGGGACUGCUGACUGAGGUGUCAGCUGAGAUGCUGUUUGGAAAUGUCCCCAACCUGAUUAGAGCGCACCGGAGCUUUUGGGAGGAGGUGCUGCAGCCCAUCCUGGAAGACACUCGCACCUCUGGCCAGCCUCUGGACCCUGUCAGCUUACAAAAUGGCUUCCUGACAUUUGGCCAGCGGUUCCAGCCUUAUGUCCAGUACUGCCUGCGAGUAAAACAGACCAUGGCUUAUGCCCGGGAGCAGCAAGACGCGAACCCUCUGUUCCACAGUUUUGUGCAGUGGUGUGAGAAACACAAGCGCUCAGGAAGGCAGACACUGGGUGAUCUGCUCAUUAAACCUCAUCAGAGAAUCACCAAGUACCCACUGUUGCUGCAGGCUGUGCUCAAGAGAAGCCCGGAGCCCCGAGCCCAAGAGGCUCUGAAUGCCAUGAUCACAGCUGUGGAGUCCUUCCUGCGACACAUAAAUGGGCAGGUCCGCCAGGGUGAAGACCAGGAGAGCUUGAUGGCCGCAGCCCAGCGCAUAGGACCCUAUGAGGUGCUAGAGCCUUCCAGUGAGGAGGUGGAGAAGAACCUGCGUCCGUUUGCCACCUUGGAUCUAAUGACUCCUAUACUAGGGGUUGCUCCUGAGCACACAAGGCAGCUACUGCUGGAAGGACCCGUGCGAGUGAAGGAAGGCCGAGAAGGCAAGACAGAUGUGUACCUGUUCCUCUUCUCUGACGUGCUCCUGGUAACCAAGCCUCAACGCAAGGUGGACAGAGCCAAGGUCAUCCGUCCCCCUCUCAUGCUCGAGAGGCUCGUGUGCCAACCACUGCGAGACCCCAACAGCUUCCUGCUGAUCCACCUCACUGAAUUCCAGUGUGUCUCCAGCGCCCUCACUGUGCACUGUCCCAGUUCAACAGAACGCGCACGGUGGCUGGAGAAGACCCAGCAGGCUCAGGCUGUUCUGCAGAAGCUCAAGGCUGAGGAGUAUGUUCAACAGAAGAGGGAACUCCUGGCUCUCUAUCGCAGCCAGGGCAGGGAGUCCCCCAGCACCAGGCCCUCCACUCCUUCCCCGGAGGAUUCUCAGAGCGGUUCAGAGGGGAGGACUUCGGAGUUCACCAUCAUCCCCCGCCUGGUGGUGACUGAAGAUACAGAUGAAGACGCUCCCUCUGUGCCUGAUGAUACCUCAGACUCUGGCUAUGGCACCUUGAUUCCAAGCUCCCCCAAGAACUUUCAUUCCCCCCUGAACAGGCUUCGGGCCAAGGCUCUCCGUAGGGACCCUCGUCUCACUUUCUCCACCCUGGAGCUCAGAGACGUUCCUUUGCGCCCCCAGCCUCCUGACCCCCAAGCUCCCCAGCGACGAAGUGCCCCAGAAUUUCCAGACGGCAUCCUGAGAGGAGGCAGUCUACCCAGGAGAGCCUCACCAGCCUGGUCGGAGGAGGAAGAUGAGACCUUGACACCAGGGAAUGUGGUGGUAGAAACCUUAAAUAGAGCGCAAAGUCGGAGUCCGCUCCCCCACUCUCCCACCCCUACUGACUCGGCUGGGGAAAGCUUCUGGGAGUCUUCGGAUGAAGAGGAGGGGCCUGUAGGCCCUGAACUCCGCCCUCGACCCCUGCGGGCUGACAUACUCAAGGAAAUAAGGGAGGAGCUGGCCAGCCAACGCAUUGAGGGAGCUUCUGAACCUGGGGAUGGCAAGCCCCGGAGGCUGACUCGAGCUCAGCUGCAGAGAAUGAGGGGAGCCCACAUCGUACAGCUGGACACACCCCUGUCCACAUCGUAA